Molecule: messenger RNA, 618 nt
Organism: Glycine soja
Lineage: Eukaryota; Viridiplantae; Streptophyta; Magnoliopsida; Fabales; Fabaceae
Exons: 1
Coding region: 1-618 (205 amino acids)
Source: RefSeq, a predicted model, not a curated record
AUGGCUGGAAGUCUAUCAAAAAUCAUUCUGGAUAUGUCGAAAAUAGAACCUCUAGACGGCUCAAAUUAUAGGAGAUGGUCUCAAAAACUGUUGAUUUUGUUUGAAGCCUUAGAGGUUGAUUAUGUGCUAUUUGAAGAUCCUCCCGCUGAUGUCAAUGCUUCUGAAUCAUCUACUCCUGAAACUCCUGCCACCCCUGUCGUCACACCACUUCCUGCAGAAACCAAUAAAGCUGACGAAGAAGCAAAGAAGAAAUAUGAAAAGGACAACAAAAUUGCUAGAGGUCAUCUGCUAACUCAUAUGGCAGAUAAUAUGUUUGAUCUUUUCAUUAAUCAAAAGUCUGCGAAAACAAUAUGGGACACUCUGCUGAAACGUUACGGCGAUGACGAUGCUAGAAGAAAGAAAUAUGUGGUAGGAAAUUGGCUGCGUUUCCAAAUGAUGGAUGACAAACCAAUCAUGGAGCAGAUUCAUGAGUAUGAGAAUCUAGUUGGUGAUAUACUAAAUGAAGGAAUGAAGAUGUGUGAGAUAUUGCAGGCUAAUGUGCUUCUAGAAAAAUUUCCACCUUCGUGGAGUGACUACCGCAACCAACUGAAACACAAGAAGAGGGACUUGUCACUUUAA